Messenger RNA from Diversispora eburnea, 720 nucleotides. The record is from the annotation of a GenBank genome assembly. NCBI's taxonomy places the organism in Eukaryota, Fungi, Glomeromycota, Glomeromycetes, Diversisporales, Diversisporaceae.
GCUUCCUCCUCUACUUCUUCAAAUCUUCUUUCCAACUUUGCUACUGAAAUUCGUGGUGGUGAUAAUUAUCCUGAAGUACCGUCAUUUGAUCAAAAUAACAUUAAUGACCUCAACUUAAUUGAAAAUCUGGAUGAUAUUUCCUUUAACGAGCUUAAUGACAGAUCACUUUAUCUGGUAACAACAGAGAUGGCUUUUGAUAAUUGGAUAAAACUUGAUGAAUGGAUUAAAAACUAUGGGUUAGAGCAAGGUUUUACUCUUACGAUAACUCAUAGUGAGAAAGAUAAAAAUGAUAGAAUACCCCAGUGGCAUAUUUAUGCAUGCACCAAAGGUAGAAAAUAUGUGACAAGAAAAGAAGCACAUACCAAAAAUAGUCGUAAUUCAGGUCAUAAUUCUGGUAACUGCCAAUUUUGUAUUAACACCUACCGUUGGAAGAAUGACAAUAUGGUUUAUAUUACGAAGGUUGAAAAUAAUCACAAUCAUAAACUUGUUAAUAAUAUCAUUGCUCUUGCGUCCAGUUAUCAAAAGUUCACUCCUGAAAUGCAGGAUGAUGUAAGGUUACUUGUAACAUGUGGUGUACAGUCUGAUGCAAUUGUUGAAAUGUUACAACACAAAAAUUUGGAAAUUGAAGCUGGUUCAGUAUAUCUUAAUCUUAUGAAGCAACAGAAUAAAAAUUUCUCUUUCCACGUUGAUGCACAGUUUGAAGGACAAGACAAUCAUCUC